This is a messenger RNA of Myxozyma melibiosi, 708 nucleotides long. Its product is annotated as ubiquitin-conjugating enzyme/RWD-like protein. The transcript is spliced from 2 exons. The coding region runs from base 1 to 708 and encodes 235 amino acids. NCBI's taxonomy places the organism in Eukaryota, Fungi, Ascomycota, Lipomycetes, Lipomycetales, Lipomycetaceae. The record is from RefSeq and is a predicted model, not a curated record.
AUGGCUACUCGGACUGCAAUUCAAAGACUCACCCGCGAUUACAAGCGGAUGCAGGAUAGUCCGACACCCUUCAUUGAUGCUCAUCCCAGUGAAAAGAACAUUCUGAUAUGGCACUAUAUCAUCACUGGUCCUCCAUCGACGCCGUAUGAGGGGGGACAAUACCACGGGACUCUGACGUUCCCCGCUGACUUCCCGUUCAAGCCUCCUGCGAUUAGAAUGAUUACUCCCUCUGGUCGAUUCCAGCCAAAUACCAGACUAUGCCUAUCAAUUUCAGAUUUCCACCCGAAGUCGUGGGAUCCUACUUGGGGCGUUAGCACAAUUCUCACAGGACUCCUCAGUUUUAUGACAUCAGACGAGCUUACAACUGGAGCACUGAUUUCAUCUGAUGCCGAGAAAAUUCGACUAGCAAAAGCAUCCCGCGAGUGGAAUCUGUCCAAUCGAAAAUUUGUCGAGGAGUUUCCGAAAGAGACGGCAGAAAACCGAGAGCCGAAUGCUGCCGGCUCGGCUCAGCGAAAGGUGCCUCUAGGAGUCUUCGAUGCCUCAAGUAUUGGAUCGGCAAAAGAUGGGAAGCGCGUGAACGCCGGGAAUACAAAUCGUAAUGCACCCUCAAGUUGGACUACAUCCCGAAAACUGAUGUGUGUCUUCGUCGUUGUUCUAUCAUAUGUGGUGUUUUCCCGAGUGACUACGAGUACUGGCACCCGCGUUUAG